UCUCAGCUUCGGAUUCGAGUCUCGGAAGCGAGGAACCUCCCGGCUCUCGACUGGGGCGGCACUUCAGACCCGUACGUGAUCGCCAGGUUCGAGGGUCAGACAAAGAAGACUUCAACCAUCUUCAAGACUCUGCACCCUCGCUGGAACGAAAUCCUUGUCUUCCCGACAAGCUCGAGUACCAUGGACACGUCGUUGGGCAUCGAAUGCUUCGAUCAUGACUUCGGAUCUAAAGACGACUCGUGCGGACGAGUGGAUAUCGACCUCCUGGGCUUCAGUGUAGGAGAAACAGUUUGCAAGUGGUAUCCUUUGAAGGACUAC
Molecule: messenger RNA, 318 nt
Organism: Guillardia theta CCMP2712
Lineage: Eukaryota; Cryptophyceae; Pyrenomonadales; Geminigeraceae
Exons: 1
Molecular function (GO): calcium ion binding
Source: RefSeq, a predicted model, not a curated record